AUGAUGGCACGACAGUUACUAUUGUUACUACUAUUGCUAUAUUCUCUCAUGUAUAACUUCUGUUGUUCGGAAGAGACAAUGAAAACUAGCGGUGACAUCAAUGAGGAAUCGAAUUUGACCUCUUCAAGACUUCUUUAUCAUACAGUACCUGAAGUGCCAAGGGAUUAUGCAUUAUAUUUAAAUGGGUUAACAGGAUUACGGUUAAGACUUAAUGACAUAUGCGGAAAAGAGAGGGAUGUAACAACGUGGAGGAUUUCAAUAGAAACGGAGUUCAAUGACGAACACGGAGCUCAUUUAGCAAUAUCAUUGACUCCAAAAUUAGCACCUGGAUCAUAUCAGAUCAGAAAUGAGAAACCUUAUCGUCUCGAUGAAUGGAUUCAAAUAGCAAUUGCAUAUGAUUCGCAUCAACUUUUACUUCACGUGAAUGGUGCACGUGUUGAUAAAUUGGUACGUGAGAUAUUGUCCCAGUUUGGUGUUCUUUAUUCGGAAAUCCGGAGUGCAUGCAAAAAAUUGUAUUUGGCGAUAGACAGCAGUGGUCGUGACCAAAUCGUCGGAUUUCGGGGUUAUAUUGGGAAACUGCGCAUAUCGGAUCGCUUUAUGAAUCAUUCAGAGUUAAUUCGAGAACAAUGGGAGGGAAAUGUCACUGAAGAGAAAUUUUCAGACUUCCGUCAUUGGAAACACCUUGGGAGUCAUUUGGGUAUACGAAAGCAAGAAAUCCUGCAGAAAGACAAACCACGAAAUAUAGAAAUACCUUAUUGUGGUCAGACUGUUUGCGAUAAUCCAACAGUUGAGAGCAAUUAUUUACAUCAAUGGAAUUUGCAAGCCGUCAAGAAAUUGAAAUAUCGGCAAUGUGAAUAUACGGAUGGUUCAGCGAUGCGACAACACGCCGGACUUCUGAAGGCUUUUGCGUCAUACAACAUCACAUGGGAUCUUGAAGUGAUCAAUAUCCGCAACACGUCUUUAAGACGUAAAACUAUUGUAUUUGGUUGUCGGUCAUCAGUGAUCGGUAACAAACGCUGUGACACUGAAUGUUGUCGUGCGAUUACCGGUGAUGACGGUGGUGAUUGCAAGAUGCGUUAUAUCAAUGUCGAAGAAUACAAAGCAGUAGUUGGAGUAGACAACGAGAAUGGAUUGACAGUACAGUUUGGUGGAAUACUACUUCGCUAUGAUCGUUUCGGGACACCUGGACAAAUCAAUAAUUUAAUUCAUGAGACUGGCCAUAUUCUCGGUCUUUGGCAUGUUCAUCACGGGACCAGUGAAGUACCAUGCAGUAACCCCUGUAGGGAAAAAAUACCUUCUAUGGUGACUGGUGAUAUGCUAAGCGAUACGAAUCCAACGGUUAAAAAUACAGCGCGUGCUGACCCAGAAACAGUUGAUCCAUGUGAUGCAACUCAACGAUUUAAAAGUACACCUUUCCGGAAUUACAUGAGUUACAAGAUGUGGGCAUCACCAUUAAGCAGUAUGAAUUGCGGUCCACGACAAAAAGGUGUACAAGAAACGCAUUGCACCACAGACAGACGUGUCAUACAAUAG
This is a messenger RNA of Brugia malayi, 1533 nucleotides long. RefSeq lists its product as uncharacterized. NCBI's taxonomy places the organism in Eukaryota, Metazoa, Nematoda, Chromadorea, Rhabditida, Onchocercidae. The record is from RefSeq and is a predicted model, not a curated record. Bases 1 to 1533 code for a protein of 510 amino acids. The transcript is spliced from 12 exons. Gene Ontology annotation, molecular function: metallopeptidase activity.